Molecule: messenger RNA, 546 nt
Organism: Laccaria bicolor S238N-H82
Lineage: Eukaryota; Fungi; Basidiomycota; Agaricomycetes; Agaricales; Hydnangiaceae
Exons: 3
Biological process (GO): positive regulation of transcription by RNA polymerase II
Cellular component (GO): nucleus
Molecular function (GO): ATP hydrolysis activity; ATP binding; histone binding
Source: RefSeq, a predicted model, not a curated record
GUUACCUUUGAUGAAGUGGGUGGUUUGGACGACCAUAUACAUUCAUUGAAAGAAAUGACCCUCCUCCCCCUCUUAUACCCCGAAGUCUUCCAGCGAUUCAACGUCACGCCUCCUCGCGGCGUGCUCUUCCACGGUCCCCCAGGGACAGGAAAGACCUUGUUAGCCAGAGCCCUUGCGGCGAGCUGUAGAUCAGGCGCAUUCUUCAUGCGCAAAGGCGCAGACUGCCUCUCCAAAUGGGUCGGCGAAGCCGAACGCCAACUCCGGCUCCUCUUCGAAGAAGCGCGCUCCUGCCAACCCUCUAUCAUCUUCUUUGACGAGAUCGACGGGCUCGCGCCUGUCCGGUCUUCCAAACAAGACCAGAUCCAUGCGUCUAUCGUUAGUACCCUUUUGGCCUUGAUGGACGGGAUGGAUGGGAGGGGCCAGGUUAUUGUUAUUGGGGCUACGAAUCGGCCGGAUGCGAUUGAUCCUGCGUUGAGGAGACCGGGGAGGUUUGAUAGGGAGUUUUAUUUUGCGCUGCCUGGGUUGGAGGCUAGGGAGAAGAUUUUG